AUGUCUUCGUCACUUGGACGUUCGGCGGAGGCUUCUCACUUUGGUUUUCUGCAUUCUCCUGUAGUCGGUCCGUCGACAACUGUUAUCAACAGUGUAAGUGGUGUUAUCCGUUUUUUUUCAGCUGUACAUUCAAAGUUUCGUGAAAUAAGGUGGUAUGAAGAGUACCUUGAGUUCCUCGAUACGUACGAUCAUCAUGGGGCUUGCAAUUCACCAUGUCUUUCUCCGAGGAACUUCCAAAAAGAGUUAAUUACUCUUCAUUUGCCAUUUGGAGUUCAUUCGACGUUAGAAGUGAAGCCGGGAGUUUCUGCUAUGAACGCAAUCAAAAAGAUUUUGAAGAAACGGGACAUUUUACCCCAAAUGUGUAAAGUAGUUUCCAGUCAGGAUCCGGAGAGCAAGCCUAUAGAUUUAAAUGUUGAUUUAGAAGCAUUAUCUAAUAGUUUGGGAGAGAGGAAAGAGCUUUGGGUUCACAGUCCAUACCUCUCUUUCGUUGUGUCGGUCCAACACAACUUUGUCCGUAAAACUUUCCUAAGGCUUGCGUUUUGCGAUGUAUGUAGGAAACAAAUAUGGUUACAGGGUUUUCGUUGUGAAUUAUGUCAAUUUAAAUUCCACCAAAAGUGUUCUUUAAAAGUUCCGAAUUACUGUGAUAGAAUGCAACAAAUAUCAAACGAUCCUGAGAUGGCUAAUAAACUGAAAGCGUACGUGGAUCAGUAUGGUGGGCCAAACGCAGCAGUUGUUGCUGAGAUUAUUACGCAGUUUCAGAGUCCUAAUGCAGAGGUACCUGCUGGAGGGGAAAUUACUCGGCAACGAGCUAUUCGUUUACCUCCCCAAAGGACAGAUACAGCUUGCGUUCCUAUGACAGAAUCUUCUAGGGAUCGUUCCACUUCUGCACCGAAUAUAUAUGAAAUUUCUAAGAAUUCCGAUGCAUUCCUCGAAGCUAAAGUCUUGAAUGCUCUUUCAAAUCGUACGGGUUAUACGAUCACUUCGUCAGCCUCUGCGGUACCUUUAUCAGAUUUUGCCUGCUCAACUUCUGUCCCGAGUCGGACAUAUGGUAAUCGUACUUUGAAGAAACCUUUGGGUUUACCCAAUCGUGAUUGGCAUGUUGGGGGUUUACGCCAGUCAGGUCGCCUUUAUCCGACAACAGCUACUAACAUGAGCUCUCCAACUUCAACAAGUUCUUCUCCACCACCAAUUCCGGGAACACUGGGUGAUCCUGGAUUGGGUUUGCCACCUACGCCACCGCAGUCUGCUCCGCCUCAAAAAACUUUCUCAUUCUCUCGUUUUCGAAGUCCUAAUGACAAAAUGGUGCUGAAGAGCAUUACUUCAAGGGCUUCCAAAUCGUCUGACCGUCUUAUGGAGGAGAUUCUUGUAUGUCUUGAAAGAAGUGUGACAAGCCUUCCAAAGUUCAAACGCUCAGUGUCAGAACCUCAACUAUAUCGCAAUAAAAUGUUGCAGAUGGAAAAAAAAAGUGAUAACACACCUCAACCUCAGUCACCGUCGACGCCAAAUGAAAAUUAUGCCACAAGAUUUAAAUUCUCUCCUGCAGGAGGGUCAGACUACUGA
This is a messenger RNA of Enterobius vermicularis (human pinworm), 1560 nucleotides long. The record is from the annotation of a GenBank genome assembly. NCBI's taxonomy places the organism in Eukaryota, Metazoa, Nematoda, Chromadorea, Rhabditida, Oxyuridae.